UCCUGACUAUGUUAGUACUGUAAUUAAUAUUCUUAUAAUUUCGAGAAUUAGAAUCACUAUUUCCCUAUAAAUAGGGUGCGUAUAUACUUUCAUUAAUGCACAUGAAAUUCCAGUACUCUAGACACAUGGCAGAGUGUUCAACCCCAUUCCAACAAUCCGACCAGAAGACCACCUCAAAACUGAAGCUUUUUGGUUUUCCGAUGACUGAGCAAGAUGAUGAAAUCCUAUCAAAAACUGAAAAUAGUUUAGAAAACAGGAAAUUCGAGUGCCAUUUCUGCCACCGAGCUUUCGCCAACUCACAAGCACUGGGAGGCCAUCAAAAUGCUCACAAAAGAGAGCGACAAAGAGCAAGACGUAACCACUACCUUCGUGACCGACGCUUCAUGGCAGCUGCACCAGUUGUUUGCUCACAUGCUGUCAAAUUACCACCCUCCAGAUUAAUUACUAGCAACAAUAUUACGGCUGCUGCUGCUAAAUUUAGGCCCCAAUUAGCUAGUGAUUACCCAUCGCAGCCCUUGUUGUUUCUACCAUCUUCUCCUGACCAUCACUUUCCUUCUCGAAUUUACAUCGCACAACCAUUACAUGCUGCUGCUUCAGCUCCAUCUUUUAUUCAAGCACUUCCUGGUAAAUUAUGUUCCAAAGAUGACGAUGUAGGGGUUGAUCUCUGUCUCAAACUUACUCCCUCCGGUUAGAUCACAUCGAUUGAGUGUUUAAUUGUAUGUGGAACAUUGAAAUUUCGUCUUUCCAUGGAAAGAUUUUUUAUGUUUGUGAGUUUGAUCUUUGGUGCAAAAGCUCAAUGCCGCUAUACGUGCAUGUUCCAUUUUGCUCUAUUUUAAUUAGUUGCUGCUAAUCAUUCAUGCCAAGAGUCAUUUUUGCCUAGCUGCCACCGUAACAGAUCAACAAUGAAGCUAGUUAAUUUAUGUCUGCUGCUAAGCCUAUAUGAGCAAGCAAAAAAUGCUUCAGUAGGAGAAAAGCGUCCAUUUCCUUUUCCUUUUCUUUUUUGAUGAAUUAAAGGAUUCAUUUCAA
Molecule: messenger RNA, 1026 nt
Organism: Populus nigra (black poplar)
Lineage: Eukaryota; Viridiplantae; Streptophyta; Magnoliopsida; Malpighiales; Salicaceae
Product: zinc finger protein 10-like
Exons: 1
Coding region: 96-692 (198 amino acids)
Biological process (GO): gibberellic acid mediated signaling pathway; cytokinin-activated signaling pathway; trichome differentiation
Cellular component (GO): nucleus
Molecular function (GO): DNA-binding transcription factor activity; transcription cis-regulatory region binding
Source: RefSeq, a predicted model, not a curated record